GCCGGGGCCGCCCCGCUGCGGGUGACGCGGGCGCCGGGGCGGCUCGUCCACCUGCUCGCGCCGCGCCCAGGUGAGCCGGGCGGCGCGUCGUGCGGCCACGCCCCGCGCUUUCCUCUUCCUGCGGGCGAGCGCGGCCAGGGGCGCCGGCGGCGGCUGGGUGACGAUGAAUAACCCUAUACCUUCCAAUUUGAAAUCAGAAGCAAAAAAGGCUGCUAAGAUUCUAAGAGAAUUCACAGAAAUAACUUCCAGAAAUGGCCCUGAUAAGCUCAUUCCUGCCCAUGUGAUUGCCAAAGCAAAGGGUCUUGCAAUCCUGUCUGUGAUUAAAGCUGGAUUUCUGGUAACUGCCAGAGGAGGCAGUGGAAUUGUGUUGGCUCGUCUUCCAGAUGGAAAGUGGUCUGCACCCUCAGCCAUUGGGAUUGCCGGGCUCGGUGGAGGAUUCGAAAUAGGAAUUGAGGUGUCAGAUUUGGUCAUCAUUUUGAAUUACGACAGAGCAGUAGAAGCUUUUGCAAAGGGCGGCAACCUGACUCUUGGAGGGAAUUUCACUGUGGCAGUUGGGCCCUUAGGAAGGAAUUUGGAGGGAAAUGUUGCCCUCAGAAGCUCUGCAGCUGUCUUUACAUACUGCAAAUCAAGGGGACUCUUUGCUGGCAUAUCUUUGGAAGGUAGCUGUUUGAUUGAAAGGAAAGAAACUAAUCGAAAAUUUUAUUGCCGAGAUAUCCGUGCUUACGAUAUUUUGUUUGGAGAUAUACCACGGCCUGCCCAAGCUGAAGAUCUUUAUGAGAUUCUUGAUUCUUUUACUGAAAAGUAUGAACACGAAGGACAGCGCAUCAAUGCAAGAAAAGCAGCAAAGGAGCAGAGGAAGCCUGCUAGAGAGUUACCUCCAGAACCUUUGUCAAGACCCCAGCGUUCCUCUGCACAGGUCCAAGUGAACUCUGAUUCUCAAAAUACCAGAAAUGAAUAUAAGCUUUAUCCUGAACUUUCUGGCUUUGGUGAAAGACUUGGCUGUUCAAGUCAACCCAUAGAAGUGACAGCACUGUACUCUUUUCAAGGACAACAGCCAGGGGAUUUGAAUUUUCAAGCUGGAGACAAGAUCACUGUUAUAUCAAAAACAGAUUCCCAUUUUGACUGGUGGGAAGGAAAGCUUCGAGGUCAAACUGGCAUUUUUCCAGCCAACUAUGUUACCAUGAAUUAAUGUUUGUGUUAUUUUCUUCAAGUUUACAUUAUUUUCUUCUUUGAGAACAACAGAAAAAUUAUUUCUAUACUGGAAGUAUUUACUGUAAGUUAUGUGAUGUUUGAUAUAAGUGUAGAAAUACUUAUUUCAAAAACUUGAUUCAGAUUUUCUCUCUAUAUAAAUAAGUGGCUGACUUGAUAUCUUUAAAUACUUUGUACUAAUUUUAUCACAUUUACUCUAUAAUGAUACCUAGCUCCUUUUCAAGCAUCACUAAACUUAAUUUAAUUAUUUAGGUGGUAAUUUUAUUCUAAUUUGGGAAU
Sorex fumeus (smoky shrew) is the source of this 1488-nucleotide messenger RNA. It is a transcript of the gene SH3YL1, whose product is annotated as SH3 and SYLF domain containing 1. Bases 164 to 1189 code for a protein of 341 amino acids. Gene Ontology annotation, cellular component: ruffle membrane. Gene Ontology annotation, molecular function: protein binding; phosphatidylinositol binding. The record is from RefSeq and is a predicted model, not a curated record. The transcript is spliced from 10 exons. Lineage: Eukaryota; Metazoa; Chordata; Mammalia; Eulipotyphla; Soricidae.